Messenger RNA from Clunio marinus, 297 nucleotides. NCBI's taxonomy places the organism in Eukaryota, Metazoa, Arthropoda, Insecta, Diptera, Chironomidae. The record is from the annotation of a GenBank genome assembly.
UGCUGCUUUUGUAAGUUAAGAAGAAAAACAUUUCUUAUGAUAACAACAUUCAACGACUCAUGAUAUCAGCAAUUUCUUCAAAGCUUUUUCACAUGUUUUUGGGGAUGAAAAAUAUCACAAAAAUUCCACCAAGGAUUGAGUUUACAGCAAAGAAAUACAUUGGACCACCUUGACCGAAUUCGUUUGUUAAAAGGCUGCUUAGAUUGAAGACAACGAUGAGAAAAAUCCAUGACGUUGACGUACAAAUAGUCAGAAUAAAAUCAAAACUUACUGUCGAUGGUGCAAUCUCCGAAAUGA